Messenger RNA from Protopolystoma xenopodis, 279 nucleotides. The record is from the annotation of a GenBank genome assembly. Lineage: Eukaryota; Metazoa; Platyhelminthes; Monogenea; Polystomatidea; Polystomatidae.
AUGUAUCCUCUUCUCCAGCGGCCUGUUCUUGUCUGUCUCUGUCGUUUGGAGAUAAAGAUUGGACUUCUUCUGAGCCUCAGAUUCCUUGCAACCCUGAAGAGGAGUUCAGAUAGAUCUACUAACUCUCUCUCUCUCCUACUGCCGCUUUGGGGCACCAGAUGUAGCUUCGCUUCACUGGGCCACUUCGAUUGCACCCUCUAUUGUGGUUCCGGUUUCGCUCCUGACCGGAUGCACCACCAGCGAAGUUGUCGGCCUCUUCAAAUCAGAGAGGCGUGCUCA